Messenger RNA from Daphnia magna, 1603 nucleotides. RefSeq lists its product as uncharacterized. The record is from RefSeq and is a predicted model, not a curated record. The transcript has 4 exons. Bases 710 to 1063 code for a protein of 117 amino acids. NCBI's taxonomy places the organism in Eukaryota, Metazoa, Arthropoda, Branchiopoda, Diplostraca, Daphniidae.
GCUGAAGUGGGCCGUUUUCUCUCUCUUCUCAGUCUGUUUUCAUCUUUAACACCGAACGUUUGCAUUUCCAGUUUUUGGCAUUGCUUCGGGGAAGUUACCAGUGCUAUUGCGAUAGGAUAUUUAUUGUUUCUGCCCUACUAUUAAACAUCUUUAAAUUCAAUUUUAAAAAGGAAACUACGUCAUUUCACGCAGUUGACUCGUGCACGCAAUGGCCAAUGACCUCGCCAACGCACGUAAAUAUGGCAGUGAGCACACACAUUCAACCAGUCUCGGUCGUGAUAAAUAGUUUUAGAAACUGUGAACGUUGAGCCCGACAGUGUGUAGCACAGUCACAUACUAAAUGUGUUCGUGGAUGUCCUAUGUAUCGCAACGAUUUCAUUAUACACAGGGUGCGUUCCUGAACUGGAUUUCAUUCCGGAAAUGCGUCGUUCACCUCACUUCAACAGAUGUCAUUCCUAGUGCAAUGUUUUGAUUCGUCACCGUCAGCUAUCGCUCGUUGGUAACGCCACCCGUUUCAGAAAGGUGACUGUACACACUUGCAUCGUUUGCACGCACUCCGUUCUGUCAUGUGCUACAGUCUUUGCGUCAAUUCAUUUGAACAGAAUCUGUAUAUAAAACAACGAAGAAUCGACAGCAAAAACCGAAGUUCCUAACGACACAAUUUGACAUCAUCGCUCACAUAAAAUAGCAUUUUCAAUUAAACAUUAAAAUGUACGGUAGGCUGAGUGUAUUCCUGAGUCUUUUAGUCUUCGCAUGUGCUAUUCCAAUGCACCUGCGCGAACUUGAGAAUGUUCCCGUUUUCGUUGUCGACAAAAUCGCUGUUGAAGAAGGAGUUCUCUCCAACCGUGUCUAUUUACCUACACCUCCUCCAAUUCCUGAACAUAGAUCUAAGAACAGCGGCAGCCAGAACCAAGCUAUUGCCCUACUCCGAAACGGUGCGAAUAGGACCCUGCCCCAAUUAGAUCGGGAAGCUUUUUCAUUGAUUCGAUGCGGGGAUUUUAUUUUUGGUGCAGUGAUUUCGGUGAUCGAUCAUAAAUUGAAGCUGAUACGAACAUUUCCAUAAUAAAUAAUGGAGGCAAAGUCACUGACAAGACGACCCCCAUUGGCUGGAGCGGUGCUUUCGGUGUAGCACCGGUACUAGCACUGAACCACACCCGAAAAAAAAAUUCCUUGCACCGAACUUCCCCGAUUCUCUUUUUUUCGGGGAGGGAAUGCGGUGUUCCCGAUUUGAGACGGGGCCGAGCCCUAGGUACGAGGUCCAUUAAAAUUGUGCCAUCUAGCAGACAAAAUAAGCGGCGUUGGCAGUUACGAUUACAUGUAAGUAGACUUUAAAUGCCAAUUUUGACAAACCAUACUGAAUGCCCAAAUUUUAUCUUCCGACCUUUGAGAGCACUACGACCCGGAUUCAAGUUUGCCCCAGAAAAUGUAGGGUCAUUCCAGCCCUGAAAAACAUGGAUUGCAUAAGCGACGCAGUUUCUGUUUUCAUUUCUACGCGUACAACUGUUCUUUUCCUAUUUAAAAAUUAAAUAUUAAUUCGUUAAACUUGUAAGAAAAUGGCACACAUAUUUUAAACAGGGAGCAAAUACAAUGUAUUCCAACCUCU